Molecule: messenger RNA, 1471 nt
Organism: Octodon degus (degu)
Lineage: Eukaryota; Metazoa; Chordata; Mammalia; Rodentia; Octodontidae
Gene: Arrb2
Product: arrestin beta 2
Exons: 15
Coding region: 197-1426 (409 amino acids)
Biological process (GO): signal transduction; positive regulation of ERK1 and ERK2 cascade; G protein-coupled receptor internalization
Cellular component (GO): cytoplasm
Molecular function (GO): angiotensin receptor binding
Source: RefSeq, a predicted model, not a curated record
UGUCGGUAAGGAGAGGGCGGGCAGCACCGAGGCGCGCGCAAUCCGGCUGACGCAUCUGGCCCGGGUUCUCUAAAACCCGAGGGGAGGGGGAGGAGGAGAAAGAGCAGAGUGCGCGCAUGCCCAGUGGCGCGGGGAGGAGCAGGGUCUUACCGGAGGGUGAGGAGGGUGCUUGCAAGCCGGUCCGGGCGCGCACACCAUGGGGGAGAAACCCGGGACCAGGGUCUUCAAGAAAUCAAGCCCUAACUGCAAGCUCACCGUGUACUUGGGCAAGCGAGACUUUGUAGAUCACCUGGACAAAGUGGAUCCUGUAGAUGGAGUGGUGCUCGUGGAUCCUGACUACUUGAAGGACCGAAAAGUGUUUGUGACCCUCACCUGCGCCUUUCGCUAUGGGCGUGAAGACCUGGAUGUGCUGGGCUUGUCCUUCCGCAAAGACCUGUUCAUCGCCACUUACCAGGCCUUCCCCCCAGUGCCCAACCCACCCCGGCCACUCACCCGCCUACAAGACCGGCUGCUGAGGAAGCUGGGCCAGCAUGCCCACCCCUUUUUUUUCACAAUACCCCAGAAUCUUCCCUGUUCUGUCACACUGCAGCCAGGACCAGAGGACACAGGGAAGGCCUGCGGGGUAGACUUUGAGAUUCGAGCUUUCUGUGCCAAAUCACUAGAAGAGAAAAGUCACAAAAGGAACUCUGUGCGACUAGUGAUCCGCAAGGUGCAGUUUGCCCCAGAGAAACCCGGCCCCCAGCCCUCAGCAGAAACCACGCGCCACUUCCUUAUGUCUGACCGGUCCCUGCACCUCGAGGCAUCCCUGGACAAGGAGCUGUACUACCAUGGGGAGCCCCUCAAUGUCAACGUCCAUGUCACCAACAACUCCGCCAAGACCGUCAAGAAGAUCAGAGUCUCUGUGAGACAAUAUGCCGACAUCUGCCUCUUCAGCACAGCCCAGUACAAGUGUCCAGUGGCCCAGCUCGAACAAGAUGACCAGGUAUCUCCCAGUUCCACGUUCUGUAAAGUGUACACCAUAACCCCACUGCUCAGUGACAACCGGGAGAAGCGCGGUCUUGCUCUAGAUGGGAAACUCAAACAUGAGGAUACCAACCUGGCUUCCAGCACCAUCGUGAAGGAGGGGGCUAACAAGGAGGUGCUGGGAAUCCUGGUGUCCUAUAGGGUCAAGGUGAAGCUGGUGGUGUCUCGAGGCGGGGAUGUCUCUGUGGAGCUGCCUUUUGUUCUCAUGCAUCCUAAGCCCCAUGACCACAUCCCCCUUCCCAGGCCACAGACAGCCGCUCCAGAAGCAGAUGUCCCUGUGGAUACCAACCUCAUUGAAUUUGACACCAACUAUGCCACAGAUGACGACAUUGUGUUUGAAGACUUCGCCCGACUUCGGCUGAAGGGGAUGAAGGAUGAUGACUAUGAUGACCAAUUCUGCUAGGAAGGGGGGGCUGGAGAGGGAGUAGAUGGUGCUUGGAGAGGUAGG